AUGGAUACUUCUGAGGAAGAAGCGUUGAAACAAAUUGAUGAUGAGUCAGAUGAAGAUAAAGAUCUAACCAACAACUUGUUGCAGCUAUAUUCAUCGGGGCAAAUACCUAGAGAUCCAGAGCCAAAAGAAGUGUUGACAAGAAGAUAUAUGUACCGAGGUUGGGAUGAAUGGCACGAGAAGCUGAUGCACGAUUAUUUUCUUCCCGAUUGUGUGUUCUCUGAUGAAAAUUUCCAAGACCGAUUCCGCAUGCCCCGACAUUUGGUGCUAAAGAUUAUUGGUGAGCUUUUUCAGGUAGAACCUCAAUUUAUUUAUCAGUAUGAUGCACUGAAUAUUAGGGGUCAUAACCCUGAACAAAAGGUUACUUCGGCCUUAAGGAUUCUAGGAUAUGGCAGACCUCCAGAUUCUAAUGAUGAGUACCUUCGUAUUGGCAAAAAAACCGCAUAUAAGUAUCUUUCGUUGUUUUGUGAAACAAUGAUUAAUCAUUUUGGUCAAACCUAUUUAUGUAAACCAACUGACGCAGAUGUUAGAGAAAUAUUAAAGCAAAAUCAGGAAAGGGGAUUUCCUGGAAUGUUGGGUAGUCUUGACUGCAUGCAUUGGGUAAAUUUCAGUAUCAACAGAAUCAAUACAUAUUAUCUUGCAGAUGGAAUUUAUCCAAAAUGGUCAACUUUAGUUCAAUGUUACCGUCAACCACCCGCUGGUGAAAUGGGUCGUUCAUACUCAUAUUUCAAUAGUAGACAAAUGGAUCUGAGAAAGGAUGUGGAACGUGCUUUUGAAAUUCUGAAGCGGAAGUUUGCAAUCAUUUGUGGGCCUUAUCGGGGUCUAAGUGCUCGUGUAAUGCAUAAGACUAUGCUGACUUGCAUCAUUAUGCAUAACAUGGUAAUCCAUGAAACUCGUCGUACUAAGAAUUGGACUAACCAUCAAGAUGAAGACUUAAGGCCUGAGAUUAUACCAUCAAGAGGAUUACCUGCAAGGAACUAUGCACAAAUAACCAGUCAUAUUGAGAAUAAAACUCUGUAUAGCAGGUUAAGGGAAGAUCUCAUAGCGAGUAUGUGGGCUGAGCUUGGAAGAGAUGGAGGACAAAUUUAG
This is a messenger RNA of Papaver somniferum (opium poppy), 1086 nucleotides long. RefSeq lists its product as uncharacterized. NCBI's taxonomy places the organism in Eukaryota, Viridiplantae, Streptophyta, Magnoliopsida, Ranunculales, Papaveraceae. The transcript is spliced from 3 exons. Bases 1 to 1086 code for a protein of 361 amino acids. The record is from RefSeq and is a predicted model, not a curated record.